AAUAAUAAAAUCUUUAAAAAAUAAAAAAGGAAGGGGUCUGGGGAAGGAUGAGGACACCUCAGAAUACCAGUCCUGACUCUCUAGGUGACUUACAGGCAGGACGAAGUAGAACACAGGUACAUUUUGGAAUUAGAAGGAUGGGAUUAGGAUCCCAGUUGCAUUGACUUCCUAGCUGUGUGACCAUGAUCAGAUUACUUGGUCUCUCUGUGUCUCAGUUUCUCCAUCCGUAAAAUGGGCUGUAAUGAUUACUUACAGUAUUUUUGAGGAUUUGAUGUGAUAAUAUAGGUGAGGUGCCUAGCAGGGAGUAGGGCUCAUCGUGGGUCCUCAAAGUUAGUAACAAUUACUCUCAUUCCCAUAUUCAUGAUUAUAUGAACACCAAUACAUCAAAAACCAUUUUAGUUUAAACCAAGACCUCGAAGAGAGCCAAAAUAGAGAUUUACAGCUUGAUGAAUUAUCACAAAGUGAACGAGACCAUGUAAACACCAUCGGGUAAAAUGAGAACACGGAAGCCUCUUUGUCCUCCCCGUCUGCAGGAUUCCUGCUCUCUUCUCGCCGAGUAGCCAUUUACUUGAACCUCUUGCAUGCAACAGAUGUUUCAUGGGGUCUCCUGGAUUCCAGGCACCAGACCACAGUGGACACAGCAGGCCAGGGUGCGUGUCCUCAUGGGGCUUACAUUCUAGGAGGAAGAGCCAGGUAACAAAAAUGCUCAUGAGUAUGUUCAUAGGUUGAUUUCCGAAAAUGCUCAGUAUUAUGAAGAAAAUAAGCUAGGUCAUGGCCAUCGUGGGGUUUUCUGAAAGGGUGAUCUAGGAAGACCUUUCUGCAGAAACGACAUUUGAGAAGAGCAGCCUGUGUAGAGAGGGCAAGUAUUGAGGUGGGAAUGAGUGGGGGUCGUGUCUGAGGAAUAGGAAAAAGGCCAGAAUGGCAUGAGAAAGUGGUCCUUGAAUCAGCAGGGUCCACGUCAUGAUGGCCUGAUAGACUUGGGACAAAAUUGGGUUUGUCCUCAUUUAAGUGGGCUUUAAGAUCACUUGUAAUCAGUACCAUGAGAGAAGCCAAGGACCAGGGAAGUUCAGAAGAGACAGCGAUUGCUUCCACUCUUCCUACAGUGUCUUGCUGAACAUUGUAUAGCGCGUUUUCUUUUAUAAAGCGUGCUCGCACGUAGGAUUUCCAUGGGUCCUUGAGGCCACUCUAAGAGGUCCACAAGAAAGGUAGGAUUAUUUCCUGUCAGAGGAGGACCACUGAAGCUGUGAGGGCUUAUGGCCUGUUGCAGGACUCUUUACCACACCAAGGAGCCCACUGAUCCUCACAUUUGGAUUACUGUGUCAUAAGGGCUCAGAAUCUUCCUGUCUAAGAAACAAACUAACUCCUGCAAGUGACAGGUAGUCUUGUGUCUUCUAAAAGGUUAUCAUAGAAUAUCAGGGACAAACAGUUCUCAUAGAGAAGGGGUCCUGGGUUGAGUGAAUGAGGACAUGGGGCACAGCAACUCCUCCCCACUGAGGCUUCUCAAAGUGAAAAGCUGUGAAGCCUCUGGGAAGCUCUGCAGUAAAGAAAUGCAGUCACCUCACCAUUGCCUGGAGCUGGGCAUAGGACCUGUGUUUAUAUGCAAUAGCCAUUGACAUCUCAAGGAAUACAAGUCCUGGACAUGCCAUUUGGGAAAUACUAGCCCAGAGAGUUGCUAGUUAGUGUUUACUAAAUGGUGUCUUGAAAGAAUUCAAUUACUUUCUGAGCAUAAAACUCCUCUCUCCGUGAAAGGAUUAGAAACCACAGAUGUAAAGCGCUUCCAUAUGCUUAGCAUGAAGAACCUGGAUAAAUGGAGAUUCAAAGUGAUGAAAAUCAUAAAUCCACUCCUGUUUUGAACACUAAUGUUAAUUACUUUGCCCUUUGGACUCCCAGCAUUUCCGUUAGUGCUGUGCGGUGAUUGGCUUAUACUUCUGGAUUCUAGGAUGUGGAAGCUGGAACCGGUUUCAUCUGGUUUAGAAGAUAAGUGUUCUAAAUGACACAUGGCUUUGAUUUUGGAUUCUUAUCUACAACAAUAUAUAUUUAUAAAGGAAAGAGUCCAUUUACAGAUCACUUGCAAUCUCCUGUACCUGUUUCCAUAUGGAUUCCUUUUUUUUUUUUUUUUCCUCUUACCUAGGGAGUUACACAACCGUCCCUGCACUUGCAGGAGAUGCUUUUGAUAGAUGUUCCCAGAAACCACACUGAGCCCUGGCAAAGUUAGUGGAAAGUGCCUGAUUCACUUCUAACUUCGACUUUGUAAUUCCUCACAGAUUUUCACAUCGCUUCACACCUUUGUUUCUCUCUGUUUCUUAGCUCCAGCUCCAUCUGUGUUGUCUCCUUCAUUUUGCUAACUCCGUGGUCUACACUUUUAAAAAAUGUGAGUGUUACUUUAUUUUAAUACUCUGCACUGCCUGAAGUUCAGCAUUUCUUAAAUUAGGGUUCCCAAAGCAAAACUUCUGAAAUAUGUGAAAACCUAGAGGUAAAUGGGGCUCUUUAAUGCAGGACUUCUCAGUGCCUUUAAUAUUCUUUAAUAUGCAUCAUUAAUCUUCAGAAGAGAGACCAAAUAGCACUUUCCUGACUGAUUUAACUAUCAAACCUUUACCUUGACCUUUUUAAUAGCAACUUGUAGGAACGUUAUUCUGCAAAUCUUGCUUUGGAAAAUGCUGCCCUAGGAUCCAUCUCAAACCUCUCGGCCUGCAUUUCACUGCGUUUUGCCCCAGCUCCCCUUGGGUUAUCUGUCCCAGCCAAACUAAUUAUUUUAUAAUCCUCCUAAAACACUUUGCAUUUCUCCACUUUUAGUCUAACCUCGUGAUGUUCCCUCUCUCCUCUCCUUAGAUCCAAUGAUCUUUCCUCACAAGUCGGGAAUGCUUUAUUUUCUUUUCUUGGCACCUGUGUGAGACAUCACAGCUCUUCAAAUCCCAGCUCCUCUGGGAAGAUUUUCCUGACCACCACAAUCUACAAAGAAUCUUUCUUAGCGUUCUUAUCGUCUGUAUCACAGUGUUCACUAGUAUUAUAAAUGUUUAUGCCCCCGUGGUUUCUCACGUGUGUGUUUUCUCUGCUCCUGGAGGCUGAAAGCUCUGUGUGUGUGUGUGUGUGUGUGUGUGUGUGUGUGUUUAAUCUCUAGUUGAGCUUUGUACACAGGGAAAACUCCGUUGAGUGAAAAGGACAGUUUAUAUUUUGUUUUGAAGACUAAUGAUUCAUUCUCUCACUUCCUGGAUAAGGUGCGGAGUGUGGGUGGGAUUGUUGGUUUACCUGCCGCCUGGGCCAUGAGGUGGACAGAGUCUAUAGAAGACGAGUGAAUAAUUGCCAUGGAAAUUGCAACAAGCAAACAUAUUCAGCGCACAGAGGGUGCCAAGCUCUGUGAAGAACAGCACUGUUAUUUUCCCUAAAUGAGCUGGCAGUCUGUUGGGGGAGAUAUAUACAAUUUAAUAAAAGGCCAUGCUCGUAGUACCAAAAACCAUUAUAGGAAUACAGAAUUCAGGAUGGUUAGUGUUGGGUGAGGAGGGCUGCUGGAAGGCAGAUACAAGGAAUUUAAGAGAUGCAAAGAAAAAGACUCACCAGAGAGGACAUAUUGAUGUAGGCAAAAAGAGUAAGUGGAAUUGGGAGUUUGGGAGUAGAGGGGAAGGAAAGCAGAUGCUUUGCAGAGGAAAAGCAGCAAGAAUGAGGUCCAGAAAGCUAUAGUUUGCUCGGGGAAGUAUCGUGGAGAUGGAGGUAGAAUUUUGGGGGGUUGUAUUGUGGAAGCCUUUUUACCACAUAGGCGUGGAGAGGCCGUUAAAACAGGGUUCAAGCCACUAAGGGAUGUGGUCAGAUGUUUGGGCAAAGUGGAAGGGGGAGUUGACCGUAGCUGAGAAAAAAUGAGGGUCCAGCGGGGGUGAUCGUGGAUCCAAUCCAUCUGUCUUGGUUAUCAACAGCAGAUCUGGGUCAGAGGAGUCGAGAAAACCGCCAGCCUUGUCGGGGCGGGGGGGGGGUGUAGACAGGGAUGAAUGUGCAGGUGGGAUUUCAGCUCCUUUGGCGAGACGUAGGCGCUGCAGAUGCCGUAAGCCCUUGCCCUGCACCUUUUCACGGCUGCACCUUCGCUGGUUCUCUGAUGACAAGGGCUCAGCCUGUGCAGGAGGGUAAACUAGGCCCUGAACAAGUGUUCCACGGGCCUGGAAGUCUCAUCACUGGUCUCCCCCGGAGUCUCUCUCCAGGUUUCUCUAGCGAGCAGCCUCCACGAGAUCCCAUUCUACCGAGCUAGGAAAGAAUGUUUUCCGUGGAGAACCCGUUCUGACACUCUCGAGAUCCUGUUUCUCCUGGUGUUAGGAGUAGGAUGGUUCCGUCUUCAGAGCUGCAGGGUAUGAUUUAAGAGCCAUCUGUUUUAAUCAGGCCUUUCCUGUGAUUUAUGGAGAAGAGGAGGAUGUAGGGGGAGGGGGCUGGUAUAGACUGUAUUCUCCUAAUUAUAUCAGGAUUAUUAUGCAAGGACCAGAGGCCCAGGCCAUGGUGUGUUUAUAUUAUUUAAUGCCAUUGUUGUUUUUCCUCUAAUUAUCCUUUAGCUUAAAGUUUCAAAGCCCUUCGUGAGGGUUUCUAAAACUGCAACAAUUUAUAUUUUUGGAGCUCUCAGACUUUGGAUUUUUAACAUAAAAUAACACAAUAUUUAUCUUAUGCGUAGAACUAUGCAUAACAUCUCCCUGCAUGCAAAAACGCUUAACGGUUGUAUAGCAUUUACUGUGGUUCAAAGAUUUGUUCUAUGUGCCAGACAUGAUACAAGUUCAUCUAAUCUCCUAGGAAGCCCCUGAAGGAGAUCCCGAUGUGAUUACCACCAUGAGACAGGUGGGGGUACUGGAGGAGAGGGAGGUCUUACUAGGAGGAAUGCCACAGCUGAGAUUCAAACCCAGGCCCCUGAGAUCCGCAGUCUGCCCACACAAAUGUGCCUCCACACGACUUUUCCUUGGGUGAUUUUCACAUUUGCUACAAUGUGGAAAGAUGCUGUGAGUGCCAUUUUUCUAAAAGAAAAAAAAAAAUAGAUACGUACUUUUACACAGAUGUUCCAGAUAGGAAUGAUGCAUUCCUGCUGUUGAUCCCUUUCCCUUCCAGAAAUUCUUGUGGAAAAUAUAAGUGAUGUAAAAACUUGCAAGGUGGACUUGGUUUUUAGGAUGUGGUAGAGAAAGUGGAGUGACUUGAAAGUCAAAAGGAGUGAGUUUCAAUCUGAGCAUUGACUCCGACGAGCUCUGGGACUUUGUGCAAAUUGCAUUUUCCAAAGCCUGUUCUUGAUGGGUGAGUUGAUUCCAGCUUUAAAGUUCCAUGAAGCUGUAACACAGAACGGUGGAGAGAAGGUUCUGGCUGCCUUUGAGAGAGACGUAGGGUGAGGUCUCGUUCCUUUUAGGAUGACCAGACCUCGUGGAACUUUGCUGGAAGGUGUGGGACUGGGUGGAGCGGGGCUGGCGGGGUCUGCCAAGGAAACAUCACCCGCAGGUGAUGUGUCACCAAUCAGCAUGUCUCCCAUCAGUCAAUCUCAGUUUAUCCCACUGGGGGAAAUCCUUUGCUUGGCCAUCUCGGCAAUGAACUCCGCCAGAAAACCUGUCACCCAAGAGGCGCUGAUGGAGCACCUGACCACAUGUUUCCCAGGUGUUCCCACCCCGAGCCAAGAAAUUCUGCGGCACACAUUGAACACGCUGGUGCGGGAAAGGAAGAUCUACCCGACUCCGGAUGGCUAUUUCAUCGUGACCCCACAGACUUAUUUCAUUACUCCUUCUCUCAUAAGAACUAACAGUAAAUGGUACCAUUUGGAUGAGAGGAUACCUGACAGGUCUCAGUGUACCUCUCCACAACCCGGAACCAUAACGCCCUCUGCCUCAGGCUGCGUCAGGGAAAGAACAUUGCCCAGAAACCACUGCGACUCUUGCCACUGCUGCAGAGAGGACAUGCACAGCAUGCACGCUUCCACUCUGCAGAGGAAACCCGCCAAGGACUGCAAGGACCCCUAUUGCCCUCCUUCACUCUGCCAGGUGCCACCCACGGAAAAGAGCAAAAGUACUGUAAAUUUUUCUUAUAAGACAGAAACUCUCUCAAAACCUAAAGAUAGUGAAAAGCAGUCAAAAAAAUUUGGGCUAAAGUUAUUCCGGCUAAGUUUUAAAAAAGAUAAGACCAAACAGCUAGCCAAUUUCUCUGCCCAGUUUCCUCCUGAGGAGUGGCCCCUGCGAGAUGAAGACACACCAACUACUAUCCCUAGGGAAGUGGAAAUGGAAAUCAUUAGGCGUAUUAACCCGGACUUGACCGUGGAAAAUGUCAUGAGGCACACUGCACUAAUGAAGAAACUUGAAGAAGAAAAAGCGCAUAGGAGUAAAGCUGGGUCCUCUGCCCAUCACAGUGGAAGAAGUAAAAAGAGUAGGACUCAUCGAAAGUCCCACGGAAAAUCUCGGUCACACAGCAAGACACGAGUGUCUAAAGGAGACCCUUCGGAUGGUUCUCAUCUGGAUAUCCCAGGUGACAGAGAGUAUGACUUUUGUGAUCCACUUACCAGGGCACCCAGGGAGGGCUGCUUCAUCAUUGAACACAAAGGAGAUAACUUCAUCAUGCAUAGCAACACGAACGUGAUUGAGUCUCAUUUCCCCAUGACACCAGAAUGGGAUGUGUCUGGGGAAUUGGCCAAAAGGAGAACUGAGAUGCCUUUUCCUGAACCUUCCAGGGGAAGCUCCCACUCAAAAGUGCACCGAAGCCACAGCCAUACCCAGGACCGAAGGUCCAGGAAUGAGAGAUCCAGCAAAGCCAAGGAGAGAUCCAGAUCGAUGGAUAACUCAAAGGGCCCUCUGGGUGCUUCUUCUCUAGGGACACCAGAAGACCUGGCUGAAGGCUGUAGCCAAGAUGACCAAACCCCCAGCCAAUCCUACAUUGACGACAGUACUUUAAGGCCUGCACAAACAAUUGGUCAUCAAAGGGCUCAUGUUUCGUCCACGAGCUAUAAAGAGGUGUGUAUUCCAGAAAUAGUCAGUAGCAGCAAGGAACCUUCUAGUGCAUGUAGCCUUUUGGAGCCAGGCAAACCACCUGAGAGCUUGCCAUCCUAUGGGGAACUCAACUCUUGUCCAACAAAAACAGCUACAGAUGAGUAUUUCCAGUGCAACACCUCCAGUGAGACGGUGCUCACGGCACCAUCGCCUCUGGGAAAGAACAAAGAGGAUCGUGACACUCUGACGCUGGCGGAGGGGGCGAAAAAGCUGCCUCUGUCCGAUAGGCAGGCCCCGCAUUCUUCCAGAGAGCCAGUGGGGCACAAGGAGGAGUCACCAAAAGGGCCAGGGGGGGGCCCAGCUGCUUCGGGCGCAGUGGCAGAAGGCAUUGCCAAUGGACGCCUCGCCCAGCACCACAGUGCUGAGCCCAGCAGUCUGGACAAGAGGAAAGAGAUAUUCAGCAAAGACACACUGUUCAAACCUCUUCACAGCACCUUGUCUGUAAAUAGCUAUCACAAACCGAGCCUGUCCCUCCUCAAAUCUCUCCCGAAGACACCUGCCGACACACUGCCAGGCCGAUGUGAGAAACUGGAGCCGUCCCUGGGGACCUCGGUGGCACCAGCCAUGCCUGGUUCCCAGCGUCAGCAGGAGUCGGGGGGGAACCAGGAAGCCUCUUUUGACUAUUACAAUGUGUCCGAUGACGACGACUCUGAGGAAGGGGCAAACAAGAACACCGAGGAGGAAAAAAACAGAGAUGACGUAGGCACCAUGCAGUGGCUCCUUGAGAGGGAGAAGGAAAGAGACUUACAGAGGAAAUUUGAGAAGAACCUCACCCUCCUGGCCCCAAAAGAAACCGACAGUAGCAGCAACCAGAGAGCCACCCAUUCAGCACGUCUCGACAGCAUGGACAGCAGCAGCAUCACUGUGGACAGCGGAUUCAACUCCCCACGCACUCGGGAGAGCCUGGCUUCCAACACGUCAAGCAUUGUUGAAAGCAACCGUCGUCAGAACGCUACCUUGAGCCCGGUCCACGGGGGAGCCGGCCCGGCCUUCAGCUUCCGAGCAAGCACGGACCCCGCAACCAGCGAAGCUGAGAAGUUACAGAAACCUUCCAACUGCUUGCAAGCUUCUGUUACUAGUGUGUGACGGUCGUUCUGCCUCAGAUCUCCUGUCUCAUUCGAUACAGCCAAGUUUACGACACUGGGACUGAUGUUUACAUCUUGGGAAAGACAAGCAUCUCGACCACAGUUUUUGUGUUUACUUAAACUGUGCUGCUAAGUAGGCUAGGGCAAAAAAACAAAAAUCUUUAUUUCAGAGUAUUGCUUUUCACAUUUAUGGCUCUGUAGCAACCGAAUAGCAGUAGGGGUGAUAUGUAUACUUUUGCUUCACUACUUGUAACUGAGCAUACAUAGGAAAGUCUAGACACUGUAAGUGUGAUACGCAUUCCAAUGUCAUGAAGUUGCCAAUUCCAUUUUUAAAUGCCACAGAUGCGUGUUGCUCCCAGUCUGUGGUCAGAGGGUGCCACGGAACUGAUCCUUGACACUUCCCCCCCUCCAAAAAAAAAGAAAAAGAAAAUGUAAGCCACCACAAAAUGUCAAAUGCCAGGGUCCACCUUGAGGGAAAUCAAUGUCAAACUGACCAGAAGGGACCCCAGCCCUUUGUGUGUGAGUCGUUUAUGCACGAGUCAUUUCUCACUGUGAGUUUUCAUGACAUGAUUUUGCAGGAGCCUGUGGAAGUGUGUCAGAAGGGAUCGUGACCGAAAUUCUGGGAGUGUGUGUUUUCAGGAUUUUGUUUUUAAGUGUAACAGAUGCUUGUCUGAUUUUUAACCUUCCAUAAUCACAAACAGGAAUAUAGGCCUUUGAUUCUGAAGUGGACGAAGGAAGGGGAUCCCCAGCCUGGCUGGGGCACAGUGCUAAGGGGUGGAAGAGGGAAAUGUGGACUCUUUAACGGUGUCAAUCAAAUAUUUAAGGAAGAUAAUUUCCUCCUUGGGAUGCUUAUGAUGAUCCUAUCUUACUAUAAUAGAUACGAUAAUUAGUUUGUUUAAAAGCAAAAUGUUCUUUGUGAUACAAAUGAAGAGUGUGGCCUGGGGAUGUUAUUCUUUCUAAUGGAAGGACAUUAAUCUAUUUUAUGUAGUUUUAAAUAGAAUGCCUAAAUUAGGCUAUGGGAGAUCAUUUUUAGUGGUUAUAGGAAAGAGCAAAGUUAGGGAGAGUUGAACUUCAGGCCUUUUAUUCCUGGAAAGAUAUCUAUAGAGAAAACUUUAAAAUAAUUUUUGAUUAGAAAUAUACAUGUGCCCAUGUAAUUACCAACAGAAUGUGCUCAUUCUGCAAGUAUGGUAUAAUCCGAACUUGUACUCCCCUGAAAUUUAUCAGAGUAACAAUUAUGCAUACAUGAACUAUGCCAGAGUAAUGUUUACAGAUACUUUGUAACCAAUUUCAGGAGGCGUUUUUAGGUGGAUGGAUAGUUAUGAGCCCAACUUACUUCAAAAUGGUUUAUUAACAUUUUGCUUUGGUUUACAAUGUCACGUUGAAUACAAAGAAGACUCAGCAGCAAAGGGAUUACGAAUAAUCGAGCUUCAACUUUACAGAAAAGAGACAUUUCAAAGUUCUCCAUUUUAUUCUAUGAGAACAAGGGGCUAAACGUGUAGAUAAUGAAAAAUUACUUGCAGAAGGGUUACAUAUGACACAAGUAAAUGGUCUGACCAAAAGUUUAGUUUAGUGGCAUAUGAUGUUUGGAGCCAUCUAACCAUAAAAUAUAUAUCCAAAAAUAAAUCUAAAAUCUUUCCACCUCAGACUUCGGUAAUUGGCAUAAAAUGUGUGAAACAUUCCCGCUUCAGUAGUAAGUUCAAUCACUAGGGAUCUGUUUAAAGAACGCGCUCCUAUACAGAGUUGGACCGAUUCUUGAAACAUAUGGAUACUCUCUCAUGCUUUUUCAGAUAUUUGGAAGUUGCAUUAGGUCAAACUGGACUCAUCGAGUUUAGUCUAGAUUCCUUGUUUUGUGCUUAUAAUGAAACGUAAGCACAUUUCUUGGUAAAUCCCAUACCACUAAAAUGCUUAAGUCAGUUGGAUUUCAGUCUCAUGCCUUAUUUCCUCCAAGGCAUGCCCUGAUUGCCCAGAAAUGCACUAUUUGUCUCAUUGCUUAAAUAUGUCCAGGAGGAAUGAUAAUGUAUCUAAUAGACUAUACACAGAGUCUGUUUCCUUGGGGAGUUAUAUACCAUACGGUUACUAAAUUCUUGUCUAAAUUCCUUUUUUUUUCCCAAAAAACCUGCUCUCAAGUGUUGAAUCGUACCAUCAAUUCAUAAAUAAUGUAACCAUUGAAACAAUACAUCAGCCUCUCGUUGAUCCUCUGAAAGUAGCCAUUAUAAUAAUCAAAUGCUGUGUGGACAGGAAAGGAAAGCAUUACCUUAAAGAGAAGCUUUAAAAUAGGAAUUUAUCAAUAUUUCACAAGAAAUAGGUUUACAGAAGACAUUAUUCAAAUAAAAUGUGUAUACUAUUUGCCUGAUGCUAUGGGGUACAUGAUUUUAAAAACAACAACUCCCUUAGACCUGGAGCCAUUAGCAUAGAAAAGAUGGGCUUUAAAGAUGCUACGACGUAAGCAGACGUUCUGUGUGCAAGUGUCCCCGUCUGCAUCUAAUCAGGAGUCGUGGUUGGGGGAGGCGUGGUGGCAGGAAGCAUUGUUACAGAUGUGACCCGAGAUGGUCCUCGGACUGCAGGCCAGCUUCUCAGUGACCGAACCCUCAGCCCACGCCAAGCUUUGCCAACAUCCUUUUCCUCCCCUGAACUGAUAGCUUUGUGUGACGUGGCUGCUUAUCUAGUCUUCACUUGGAGUUUAUCAGCUGAAAGGUUUACAGAACUGAGUCUGGUUGAAUCUCUGUGUAGCGUUCAACUUGAAAGGGUCAACCCGUCUGUCGGCAUUUUGCACACUUAUGUAUUAUUAUGAUGCAGCAUAUUACUUUAUGGCAAUUUUUAUUUUUACAUAGAACUACCUCCAUGAAUUUGAUGAAGCGGCAGCAGUGUGUUUAAAGUGUAUCGUUCGGAAAAGCAAAGUUGAAAACCUCCGUAAACACGAGGCCAUGCGUUCUGUGUGUGUGUCAGUGACCGCCCCUGUGGACUCGUGACUUCUUCAUGGCCGUGGUUUUGUUUUACGGCAUUAUCGCGCUUUCAGAUGUAAGCCUGUCUCUCCUCUCUUUCCCACUGAAGCACACUUGAUUUUGUUACCGACGAAAGGAAGUUGACAUUUCUUGUCUUUCCCCACCCCCCUCCCCCACCCCCGUUCCUGCUAAGAGUUCUCCCCGAUGAAGAGCCGAUCGGCAAACAUAAUUUAGCAAGCUAUUUACUCCUGUAAGAAUCUGAUUGGGGAAUCCUAGGUUUCCAGUAACUGACGACACACACAAGUCUGGACCGUGCCGGCUUUGAAGUACUUUGGGCCUCUCUGCCUCUACUCACAUGCUACCAUCCCGAGCCCAGACUUCAUUUUAACGAAAAGAGCUGUGUUCUGUUCAAUAAGUUGUAUUCCGUUUUAUAUAUUUUGCACAUCUCAGGGGACCUUAAUGAGCAUAUGAAAAGGGGGGGUGCCAUCAAAUAGAGAAGACAAAGAGAAGAGCUGAAUGGGGACCAACCAGGAUAAAAAUACCAAAUUAGUGCAUCUCUAAUGUUGUAAAGCCCAAGUUCAGGAGGCAUAAAUUGAAAGUUAAUGUGGACUAACAAUGAUCUGAACACCAGCUGUUCCCAAGUCUCCCUUUCUCAGAGCCCAGCCAGCGGUUCGAAGAUGUAAAUUUAAAUUCUAUCGCAAUCGCCAUGGGGAGAAAAACCUGUUGGAUGAAAAGGAAAGCAUUGUGUGCUUUUUUUUUUUUUUUUUUUUUUUAGGUUGGCACAGCUUUGUAAAAUCCUACCCAGGAUAAAAACCACUUACCGCCACCAAGUGUACUUGAAAAUAAAGUUUUUAACUUAAAUUAUAGGCGUAUAGCUUACAAUACAAUAGUGAACCUAUUUUGAAAAGUGUCGCCAUUUGUAACAUGGGCAGUAUUUGGAGCUUGAUUAAAAGCCAACAACAAGCUAUCAUGACUUUGCCAGUUCACUUUGGGAUCUCAAAGUGCUUCCAAAGCAUUCAGAUUGACAAACAGUUAACAAAGCAGGUCCUAUUUGUAAUACCCAUACUUGAAAUGGACAGACAGAAGGAGGGACCUCAGAUUACCCAGAAAUUCCAUGGCAGCUACCAGUGAUCUGUUUUCUAUCUGUUUGAUAGACCAUCAUGAGAAAUCACUAAAUACAAUGCUAUUUUUCUGAUGCGUGCUAAUAAAGAAAACAAAUACAACUGUACACUUUUGUCCAUUUUCAUUCAAAAAGUUCAGGGUGUUUGGAAUUUUACAAAACCCACCCAAAUGCCGUUGCGGUUCGAGGCAGAUCCUAGACAUACACCCUCGUUUACAGUUUCCUAUUGGGCUUCUGUAAUUCCUGUGCUAAAAUACCACCCUUCAGGAACAUGACUGCUCCGGGCAGUGGAAGGUGCUGAAACAGAAAUUGUAAUUAAAAACUUUAUCAAGUACUCUUCCCUGUGCUGCUAUAACGCACUAGAAAUUCAAUACAAUAUAUUGAGUCCUACCUGGAAGAAUCUGGAUUUCCGAGGGAGCCAAUCUAGUUCUCAGUGUUUUUUCUCAAAUCAGGAGAUACCAGAUCCUUGCUGAGGAUCUUCUCCAUUGCCAUAGGCCUGCCACAGAACCAGCUAGCCGCACACUGUCAGGCAACAGCCGACCCCCAAGCAGAAGUGACCCUGUCCUCUCCUUCCCCCCCAGCCCCACCCCUCCCCACCAUCCUGCGGGUUCUCUUCUGUUAACGAGCCAGGCUUCUGCACAUGUCUACGGCUUGGGGAAGCCAGAACACAGGAAGGACGAAUGCAAAAGCAUGGAAAACACUGUUUUGCUUGGGGUUAGUAAAAUACGGGCAGGAAGAAGAUUACUAUCGCUCUGAUCUUUGCCAAGUUCGGUAAAAGAAUCAGCUGUCACUUCGUCAUUCUCCCAGAAGGUUUUACAGUAUUAAGGAUACGUCCAAUAUUUUCCCAUAGAUUUUUUUUUAGGAGACAUUUCAUAAAUUAUAUAUGCGAAAAAAAAUUCAUGAUUAAAUUUCUGGCGUGUUUCAAAUAGGCGUUGGCACCUCCCUGAUUGCGUUACUCUCGGCGUCUUUUGCAGCAGCAUCCCAGAGACAGAUUCCCCAGUGAGUGCCCCUCUAACCCAUACUCCUGUGUUUUUACUGUUGUUCUAUGACUUACGGUUGCUGAUUGGCAAGGUUGAGAAUUCUACAAGGCUCAAGGGGGACUAAACCUUCUUAUGAUUGUAUAUUAUCAGUUAUAGGGCUUUAAUUGCUCAUUGUUGGCUUCAAAUGCAAACACACACACACACUCACGCACACACACACACAC
This is a messenger RNA of Ailuropoda melanoleuca (giant panda), 13325 nucleotides long. RefSeq names its product storkhead box 2 (gene STOX2). The transcript is spliced from 4 exons. The record is from RefSeq and is a predicted model, not a curated record. Gene Ontology annotation, biological process: regulation of transcription by RNA polymerase II. Gene Ontology annotation, cellular component: cytoplasm; nucleus. Gene Ontology annotation, molecular function: RNA polymerase II transcription regulatory region sequence-specific DNA binding. Lineage: Eukaryota; Metazoa; Chordata; Mammalia; Carnivora; Ursidae. The coding region runs from base 5358 to 8060 and encodes 900 amino acids.